CCCUGGAGGAUGUGAAUGGGGAGGGGGCACCCGCCCCCUUCCCCCACCCUUCCCUUUUGCUGGGCAGGGGUGGGGGGAGGGGCCGGGCUGAGGCUGCAGCCGCGGCGCUCCGGGAGGGCAGGGCCAGGCAAGGGCGGGACUGGCCCAAGGCAGGCGAUCUGGAGAGCCUUGAAGCUAACGGGUCCGGGCGCGGGAGGCGGCGGCGGCGGCGGCAGCGGCGGCGGCAGCAGCUUUCUGCACGGGCGGAGGCGGCGGCAGGAGCGGCAGGCAUGGCCCGCGCGGCGCCCAGCGCAGACUGAGGGUCAUGCUGUGGCAACCUGGCGCCUGACAGGUGAGGAAGAGCCUGCCAGGGGAUUAGCGCUGGCAGGAGCCAAGGGCUGGACAGCCUCCUCACACACCGGAAGCAGGGGUGGGCAGGACAGCUGCCUUGCCAAGGCCAGCAGUCCCAGGAAGGAGUCUGCUGACCCACAUGGCUUAGAGGCAGCACUUUGCUGAGCAGCAGCUGGUCCCAGCUCCAGAGGACCCCCGCCCCCGCCCCCCCAGCAGGAGUAGGUGCUCUGUGACCCCCCUGGGCAACGAUAACCAGGAGAGAGGACCAACCGCCCAGGCUGAUGGGAAGCAGCAGAACAGAAGCCGUGGAGGGAGAGGAGGGCCUCGGUUUUUACGGCAGCUUCCUGAUGCCCAUGAAGAUCAUUGGUUUUCUGGAGGGCCUGGAGGGCCUGCGAGCGUGAAGAGGACUCUUGCAUGGAAUGCAGGCCCCCUGAAGCCCGCGUCCUCGCUGCCACCGCCGCCGAGAUCAGAGUUCCAGGACUUCCCCACUGCCGGGGAGGAGGGGCAGCCUCAGUGUCUGCUCAUGAGCCACAAGGACCCCGACUGCUCCAGACUGGACCUUUUCAAGCCGCCAAAGAGGGGAGUCCCUGGAGCUGGCCGCCAGCAGUCACAAGGGACUAGAGGGCUGGGAUGGACUGACCUCUGCCUUGACAGGGUGGCAGGAGAAGCAGAGCCUCUGUGGCCCAGCUAGUGACUGAGAGACCCGAUGAAGCCUUAAAAGAGGGGGGGCGGG
Molecule: messenger RNA, 1063 nt
Organism: Peromyscus leucopus (white-footed mouse)
Lineage: Eukaryota; Metazoa; Chordata; Mammalia; Rodentia; Cricetidae
Exons: 2
Coding region: 16-495 (159 amino acids)
Source: RefSeq, a predicted model, not a curated record